AUGAUCAAUAUACGACAUUUAAAGAACGCUAUGUGGGAUUUCCUCGAAGAUUCAAUCCCGAGCGCAACUAAUCCGGCGUCCCGAUCACCUUAUUCAGCUGCAUCCACUUCUUCCGCACCGGAACCACCCUCACUUGCUGGAGACCCCGUGGUCGACCAAGGGACUAAUUUGCCUGAUCUAGCAGGUAAUCAUGACGAACACGCCAAAGACCAAAAACCUGUGUCCCAUGUUCCUGGGGCAUGUAGCUUCAGUGAACUAAUUGACAGCUUAUCCAGUCGAAUCAGUUGGCAAAUGGCAAAAGAAUUGAGUAUUUCAAUCGCUCUCAACUGUCUCUUGCACCUAUCCAACGAAAAACCUGUAGAUCCCCACGGAAGUUUAAAUCCCUUUCCUGUGAUAGACUUUGUUAGCGGCCCACGUCCAUCCAUUCCAGACCAGGACGGUGAUCAAGUUGGUGAGAAUCCAAUAGAGGACUUAGAUGAGGGACCAGAUAUCUGCAUAAGCGAUGACGAUGAUCUUGGUCUCCCGUUUGAGCGUGCUUUCACUCAGCCCACUACUGUUGGUUUGGAAUAUGGCUUCCCCGGUGACUUGGAAUUAAUCUCACAACCCCGUAAAAUCGCU
Messenger RNA from Echinostoma caproni, 618 nucleotides. The record is from the annotation of a GenBank genome assembly. Lineage: Eukaryota; Metazoa; Platyhelminthes; Trematoda; Plagiorchiida; Echinostomatidae.